Phycodurus eques (leafy seadragon) is the source of this 3995-nucleotide messenger RNA. RefSeq names its product ring finger protein 19A, RBR E3 ubiquitin protein ligase (gene rnf19a). The record is from RefSeq and is a predicted model, not a curated record. The transcript is spliced from 9 exons. Gene Ontology annotation, molecular function: zinc ion binding; ubiquitin conjugating enzyme binding; ubiquitin protein ligase activity. Gene Ontology annotation, biological process: positive regulation of proteasomal ubiquitin-dependent protein catabolic process; ubiquitin-dependent protein catabolic process; protein polyubiquitination. The coding region runs from base 242 to 2842 and encodes 866 amino acids. NCBI's taxonomy places the organism in Eukaryota, Metazoa, Chordata, Actinopteri, Syngnathiformes, Syngnathidae. Gene Ontology annotation, cellular component: cytoplasm; ubiquitin ligase complex.
CGCAAUCAUCCGACUAUUAGAUGUGACCUCGAGGUUGAUCAGGACAAGCCACCAUGUCUUGAGUACAGAAGGGCCCUCUGGAGCCCUCUACCUUCACCCUGGACCACCUUCCCCCUCCCCUAUCCAUCACCUUAGCCCUUCUCCCAGCCCCACUCAACUCCAUGAUCUCCGUGGCCAUGUGAGGAACAGGCUUCCCUGCCCUGGACCCCCACUGGCCCACCCCUCUGGUUCUCCUGGAGAGAUGAGCCUGCCUAAGCACCAUCAGUUUGGUAGUGGUAGUGGCAGGGUAAUGGGCUCCGACAGGGAUCUGCAAUCCACUGCCUCCUCCAUUUCCCUGUCCUCUGUGAAGAAGGCUCCCAAGAAAAGGCGCCUAUCCCUGGCUUCUCUUUUUAGAUGGCGAGGACGGGAGGCCAAAUCAGUUCGCCGAAGGUCUCGAGAGCUGCAAAACCCUGGGCCAGAUGGGCUUACAGGAGUGGAUGGUAUUGAGAGCAUCCACUCUGAGAUGUGUUAUGAUAAGACCUCUGCCUUUUUCACUGUGGCUGGGACCGGGGCUCCCUCUGCUGCUUUUGUUGCUGCCUCCACCUCAUUUGCCUCGGGACCUUGUGUAUCUGCUACCACCCCUUCUCCUUCCAGGCUGAGGAGUAGAGUGGGGAUGGAGCUUUUGGAGUGCCCCCUGUGCCUUCUUCACCACUCUAAGGAGCGUUUCCCUGACAUCAUGACUUGUCAUCACCGGUCUUGCAUUGACUGUUUACGGCAGUACCUGCGCAUUGAAAUCUCAGAGUCACGUGUCAACAUUAGCUGUCCUGAGUGCUCGGAGCGUUUCAACCCACAUGACAUCUGCAUGAUUCUUGGUGACCGGGGACUAAUGGAGAAAUAUGAAGAGUUCAUGCUCAGAAGGUGGUUGGUGGCUGACCCUGACUGUCGUUGGUGUCCGGCGCCCGAUUGCGGGUAUGCAGUUAUUGCCUUUGGUUGUGCGAGCUGCCCCAAAAUCACUUGUGGGAGGGAGAGUUGUGGUACCGAGUUCUGUUAUCUUUGUAAGCAGCUGUGGCACCCCAACCAAACCUGUGAUGCAGCACGACAGCAGAGAGCCCAAAGCCUUCGCCUGAGGACAGUUCGCUCAUCAUCCCUCAGCUCCAGCCAAGAGAGUGGAGUGACAGCUGAUGUCAUCAAGCCAUGCCCACGCUGUGCUGCUUAUAUCAUCAAAAUGAAUGAUGGCAGCUGUAACCACAUGACCUGUGCUGUCUGCGGCUGUGAGUUCUGCUGGCUUUGUAUGAAAGAGAUCUCAGACUUGCAUUACUUGAGUCCGUCAGGCUGUACCUUUUGGGGGAAGAAGCCAUGGAGCAGAAAGAAGAAGAUUCUUUGGCAAUUGGGAACACUUGUUGGUGCCCCUCUUGGCAUUGCACUGAUCGCCGGCAUAGCUAUCCCUGCAAUGGUUAUUGGCAUCCCUGUAUAUGUGGGAAGAAAGAUUCACAAUCGUUAUGAAGGUAAAGAUAUCGCCAAAUACAAGAGGAAUCUCGUGAUUGCAGGUGGCGUGACACUGUCUGUCAUUGUGUCUCCUGUGGUUGCAGCAUUCACUGUUGGCAUUGGAGUUCCCAUUAUGCUUGCAUAUGUGUAUGGUGUGGUGCCCAUCUCGUUGUGCCGGAGUGGCGGCUGUGGUGUCUCUACAGGCAAUGGAAAAGGUGUUCGGAUAGAAUUUGAUGAUGAGAAUGACAUGAAUGUCGCCACUGGGACAGUAGCCACUGAUUCAACAUUUGUGAUAGACACGAGAAACAAUCCCAGUGUCAGUGAAGGCAGUGUUGCUGGUCUGACGGGCAGUUUUAGCGCCAGUGGUAGCCAAAUGGACAGACUUGGGGCCCUCAGGGACAAUCUGAGUGAGACAGCAUCCACCACAGCCCUUGCUGGAGCCAGCAUCACUGGCAGCCUCUCUGGCAGCGCCAUGGUUCACUACCUAAGCAGGUUGGAAGUCCAAGCUGAUGUGCAAAAGGACCAUUGCAGUCUCAGCGGUGAAUCUGGUACUGUCAGCCUCGGAACAAUUGGCGACAAUACAAGCACUAAAGCGAUGGCUGGAUCCAUUCUUAAUGCUUACAUUCCCCUUGACAGAGACGGGAACAGUAUGGAAGUUCAGGUGGACGUUGAAUCCAAACCUGCCAAACUACGAAACCACAGCGGCAGCAUGGACGACAGCAGCCACAUGGGCCGCUGCGGGUGGACCUGCCCCUCUAACGACUGUGGGACCUCGGAAGGCCGAGGAACAUACACCAAGUGCCCGUCAUCGACCAUCUCAGGAGGCAAAAAGUGCAAAGGCAAACUGCACAAGAAGGGAGACAGAGGCACAAAGAUCAACGAUAUGAGGGAGGACAUGGGUGCUCAGCUUUUGGAGCAGCAUAGCACCACCUCCUUGGAGUUUGACUCUCCUUCUCUGAGCGGCAGCCUGCCCUCCGUUUCAGACUCCCACUCCAGCCACUUCUCCGAGUUCAGCUGCUCAGAUCUGGAGUGCAUGAAAACGUCAUGUAGCCACUGCUCCGGCGGAGGCGACUCCCACACGCGCUUCGCCACCGUCAGCCCCUUACCCGAGGUGGAGAACGACCGGCCGGAGACCUGCCCCCUUUCACGGACCACAUCCAAGGCUCCCCGGUCGCCUACCUCCUCCCCGGCUCACGUUGCAGAGCUAUCCGCUCUCAGCCUCAUCACAGAGGAAAAUGUCACUUUGGUGUGCCCAGCUGACCGGGACUGUCAGAAAUACACUGCACAGCUAAUAAAAGAAACCAACAGUAAUCCGCACCUACCACAACAUAGCACUCAAACCCAGCACAAGAACCCAUGUAUACAGACUGGCAUAUGAAAUAUCUACCACAAGUGCUUCAUACAGUAGACACUCAGUUUUGUCCAUCAUCAGUCUUAUCAAAAGUGUAGUUCAUGGAAAAAAACAAAAACCUUUGACUAUAAGGAGCCUUGCAUGUCAACUGGCUGCAAAUUGCUUUGUGAUCAUUGGUGGAAGGAGGUAGACCAUUUAUUUUGGUCUGUGGAGGUUUGAGAUGAAACCACUGUGCCAGUUUGGAUAACAUUUGUAGUCAGUGUGUGAGGUGGUGGUGCUUGGAGUUUUUCAGGUUUCUCUGGAGGCCGUGGUUGAGAAGAAAUGGAGUCAGUUUUAUUUGGAUUGAUAAAAUUCCAUGGAGAAGUGUUUUGGAUUGUUUGGUCCUGCCUCACUCAGUAAGAAGGGAGUGUUUUAACACCCCCCCCCCCCCCCCCCCCCGACUCAUGGUGCCUUUAAAAGCAGUUUGUGUUCUCUGAGUGUGUCUUGCGCGCUCUCUCCACUGUGUCUUAAGAACCCCAGAUAAUGACCCAUUCGAUACUGCAGAACGUAAUAACCAACAUACUGAGGCACGGGAAACAUGGUAAAUGAAGACGUGGCAAUUGCCUCCCAAAGACAGCACUCAGGCUCUUGUUAAUCUAACAUCUUUGACUUCUCACCAGUAAGACUCACGUUGGUGCAGGAUUUUUUUAUUUUAAUUUUUUUUUUUUUUUUUUUUUACAGCAUUGUACUGCAUAUUGCGAUUUCAUAAACACUUUUAUCCGAAGACACACAGCGGCCGUUUUCCUGUAAUAUUGUUGAUCUGCAAGGUUCGGCGACAUACUGCAUACUGAGCUGUCUUCAGUGUUAAUUUUCCUUCACAGUUGUGUUGCAUAUCAGUGUUGCUACACAGACUUGGGGUAAAAUGGUAUUUCUUACACAGCCGUUUCAGCUGUGCUUCUGCUCAGUGGCUGUGUCAUUUAGGUGGAUGCAGUCGACAUUGUUUUGACCCAGGUCUGUUACUGAAUGAACACUUUUUCGUUCUGUUGGAUAAAGCUAUGUGCCACCUUUUUUUCUGUUUAUCACAAAUACUGGCCCUGACUUCACACUCGUGCCAGAUAAGAGUUGUGGAGCGUAUUCGAUUAGUCAUUUGCUUUAUUACGUGUGUAAAUGCAUAGAAUAAAAAAAUAAAAAAUACGUUUGG